This is a messenger RNA of Eublepharis macularius, 652 nucleotides long. Its product is annotated as interferon alpha-inducible protein 27-like protein 2A. Gene Ontology annotation, cellular component: membrane; mitochondrion. The record is from RefSeq and is a predicted model, not a curated record. Gene Ontology annotation, biological process: apoptotic signaling pathway. Lineage: Eukaryota; Metazoa; Chordata; Lepidosauria; Squamata; Eublepharidae. The transcript is spliced from 5 exons. Bases 190 to 468 code for a protein of 92 amino acids.
UGAUCAGACUGCAACAGACUCUACUGAGCAGCCGCUGAAAUCCGGCCCGAGCAUCCUCUGCGCACCCUUGGCAGGGACAGCGGUCUGUUCCUCCCACCCCGACACUGCAGAAGCUUCUGCUCAGCAGAAGGUCAUUCGACUCAGCUGCACCCACAAGGCAAAAUCCACUCUGACUCAAAAUCUCAUACAAUGCUGUAUAAAAUUGGUCUCGGAGCUGCUGCUGGCCUAGCGGUUGCCACCCUUGGGAUCCCUGUGGCAGUUGGAAUGCUGGGUUUCAAAGGUGCUGGAAUAGCAGCUGGAUCCGCAGCUGCAAAGGUUAUGUCGGCAGCUGCCAUUGCCAACGGUGGAGGAGCGGCUGCCGGGGGUGCUGUGGCCACCUUGCAGUCAGUUGGUGCUGCGGGUCUAUCAGUUGCUACAAAAGCUGCAAUAACAGCUGGAGGAGCCUUGCUGGCUGCCAUUCCAAAAUGAAAGCUGCCAAGGGAGCUCCUUAUGCCUUCUGGAAGAGAAGCGGUCCUGUGAGACUGGUGAUGAAUCUUCCCCAUUUGCUACGCAGAAAUACACAAUGCUUGAUUUGAUUUAGGAACCGUCCUGCUGAAGUCUGUUCUUGUCCAUGGUUUCGCUGUACAAAACCCAAUAAAGCUCUCAUGAUAAA